Molecule: messenger RNA, 624 nt
Organism: Striga hermonthica
Lineage: Eukaryota; Viridiplantae; Streptophyta; Magnoliopsida; Lamiales; Orobanchaceae
Source: the annotation of a GenBank genome assembly
AUGUCUUACGUAGAUGAUAGUGGCACAUAUGAAGAGGAGAUCGAUGAUUUGCCUGAGGACAUUGACAGCGAAUUCGAGACAGUGGAAGACUACGACCCGUUGGAAACUUCGUUAAUGAUGGGGGCUCAAUUUCAAAAACUUGUAAACAUUUACGACAGUAAAUUCUACGUGGUGGACUCCGGAUAUGCACACAUUUCGGGUUCCAUGACACCAUAUCUUGGUGAAAGAUAUCAUCUUCCGGAGUGGUUGGGGUCUAACCAAUUGUCCGACAAUGCUCGUGAGUUGUUUAACAGACGACAUGCCACUGUCCGUAAUGUUAUUGAACGCAGCUUUGAUUUGCUAAAAGGGAAGUUUCCAGUGAUAAAGGGGUUGGUGCCAAACUACAAAGUUCACUCCCAAACCGACAUAGUAAUAGCAUGUUGUGUCCUACACAAUUUUAUUCGGAUGCAUGAACCGCUCGAAAACAUGCCACCUGAAUUCAGCAACCCAGAAUACGAACGACGACAUGAUCCAACUGAUCGAACUUUCCCUUUUAUGUCGAGUAAUAACUCCAACGUUGGCGCUGGUGAGCAUUGUGUGUUGCGUGACACGAUAGCCCAAGCAUUAUGGGCGAACCGAAGAUAA